This is a messenger RNA of Microplitis demolitor, 2013 nucleotides long. RefSeq lists its product as uncharacterized. The coding region runs from base 1 to 2013 and encodes 670 amino acids. NCBI's taxonomy places the organism in Eukaryota, Metazoa, Arthropoda, Insecta, Hymenoptera, Braconidae. The transcript has 5 exons. The record is from RefSeq and is a predicted model, not a curated record.
AUGCGUCGAGGUCCAUAUAAGAAGUAUUUACACCGCUACGGCGACGGUGUAAUUCCUCGUUCAACUAAUUACAAACAAUUACAACGGCUCCGUGAAACUUUCGAAAAUGAUUUUACUGAUGUUCCUACCGAAACUGUUGAUAUUAUUACACAGUCUGCAACAAUAAAUGAAACUGAAACAAUUGUAGAACCUGCCGAUCACCAAAGCUUACAUAUGCCAAAUAUAAAUAGGAAUUUAAGACUUUGUGAGGACAACGAAAUAAAUCAAGGUCAUAAAAAUUUGUGGAUUCAUAAUCAAAACAAUGAAGGAUUGAAGAAUGAAGAAAAUUUAUGGUUUUAUGAUGAUUACAAUGAACAAAGUCAAGAAGAUGAAAUUUGGUUUGAUGCAGAAGAAUCGGGAUCGAUUGAAUUUCCUCACGAGAAUUUUAAUGAUGAAGAUAAUGAGUUUCAAUAUGAUGAACGUCGUACCAAUGAAGAUACAUAUAAUCAGCCUCUCUGCAAUUGUACAUCAAUAACGCAAGGAGAAGCGUUAUUAAUGACCCUUUUAUUAGGAGUAGAAGAAUCUUUAACGUGGAAAACCAUCACUGCAAUAUUAUCACUGAUUAACACUUUGUUCGGUAAGAAGGUAGUUCUGGAUUCAAAAUAUAAACUGUUCAAGACCUUACAAUUAAAUGAAAAAAUUAUAUCCUAUCAUUUGUUUUGUAAUGAUUGCAUGUUUUAUUUUGGUAUUCAAAAAAACUCGAAUACUGAAGGAUUAAUGUGUGAAAAUUGUGGUGAUCUAGAUGAACCGUCAAAUAUUUCAUUUUUUAUAACCCUUGAUAUGGAGACACAAUUAACAGCAAUACUACUGGACCCUGAAGUGCAGCAAACAUUAUUUGAGCAUUUUGAAAAUAAAAAUAAUUUUGUAGAUAACAGCAUCAUUCAAAAUAUUACCGAUGGACAAGUAUACAAAAAAUUAUCUGAAGCGAAUGGUCCAUUGUCAGAAAAUUAUAACUUAACGUAUACAUUUAACACCGAUGGGUGUCAAAAAUCUAAGUCCAGUAAAAUUUCUUCUUGGCCAAUAUUUGCAGUUAUCAAUGAAUUACCUAUUAAACUACAAAAAAAACACAUGUUUAUGUCUGGAAUAUGGGUUAAUAAUAAAGACCCAGACAUGCAGUUGUUUUUAAAACCAUUCGUUGAUAAAGCAAAUAAAUUAUCUGACAAAGGUAUUGAAUGGAAAUUAAAAGAUAAAGUCAUAACGAGUAAAUUUAUUCCAAUAUGUGCAGUUGUGGAUUCUGUUGCAAGAUGCAAAAUGUUAAAUAUGAAACAAUUUAAUGGUUUAUAUGGAUGCACAUUUUGUGAGCAUCCUACAGAUUCUGUGGAUGGAUCUAGAAAAUAUUGUAUAUCAACAGUAAUUCCACGAGAUCGCACUGAUGUAUCAAUAAAAAAAAACAUGGAACUUGUAGCUAAGAAUAAAUAUGGGACCAGCAUUAUGGGUGUUUUGGGGCCAUCAGCAUUAAUGAAUUUGAAUCAUUUUGAUAUUGCUGAUGGAAUGUCUCCCGACUACAUGCAUGCUUUUUUGAUAGGUGCUGUGAAGCAGCACACAAAUAUUAUGUUAACAUCAUUUGGAAGAGAAUAUUAUGUUGGUAAUCCUGACCAACUGAAAGUUAUAGAUAAAAGAUUACUGAAUUUUAAACAUCCAACGUGCAUAACGCGGUCAUCUAGAAGUAUCGUUGACAGAGAAAUGUGGAAAGCAAAUGAAUGGCGGUCAUGGCUGCUUUUCUAUUCUUUAAUUUGUCUGAAAGGAAUUCUUCCAGAAAAAUAUUUAAACCAUCUUGCUUUGCUAGCGGAAGCAUUAGGAAAAUAUUUCCAUGAAACAAGUCAAGUAACAGUACACAAUAUUGAAAAAUGUAAACUCUCUCAAAAUUUACGUUUGUGCGAACCAGAAAUGAUAUUGCAACCUUGUAUUUUGACUAAAAUACAAGAUCAAUAUUACGUUAUUAAAAUACCCAAAGGAUGCUGUAAGAAUGAUUGA